Drosophila biarmipes is the source of this 1376-nucleotide messenger RNA. RefSeq names its product venom protease. NCBI's taxonomy places the organism in Eukaryota, Metazoa, Arthropoda, Insecta, Diptera, Drosophilidae. The transcript is spliced from 4 exons. Gene Ontology annotation, molecular function: serine-type endopeptidase activity. Gene Ontology annotation, biological process: proteolysis. The coding region runs from base 373 to 1218 and encodes 281 amino acids. The record is from RefSeq and is a predicted model, not a curated record.
AGUUGCAAUCGAAAAAAUAUAAAAUGAUUAGAUUGAUUUGUAUACUGCUUUUCAUGUGUAACUAAACGUUAAUGAAUUAUCUGCAGAUACGGUCCAAAAAAUAUUUAAUUUUUUUUUAAAACACUUUUUUUAAAACCAAUUUGUUUUAUUAAUUUAGGUUUAAUUUCUGGAUCCGCAAUUCGGAUAAUAUUUUUUAUGGACUUCCACGUUAUUUAAGUCACGUCUCAGAAAGCCGAUUAGUGGAUCCCUUAGACAUUGGGAUUAGUGGAUUCCCCCCGGUAUCAACUUGAAAUCACUGAUUGAAAUCAUUACCCAUAUUUUAGUCUGUGCGCAAUCUUCCACCCAUGCAGUUGCAGUUUUUAGAAAUAUAAAAUGAGCAGAUACAUUUUAUCACUGCUUACGCUAUGUGGCUUUAGCUUUCUUAUAAUAUCUGCAGAACUAAAUCCUGCGGAUUCCAAGUACUGGAUCGUUGGCGGCGUUCCCGCGGGUCCAGGAGAGUACACCCCGGCAGCUCGCCUUGGUCAUCGGAGCUAUAAGCUGAACCAAACCAAUUGGUUCUGUGGUGGCACAAUAAUUAGUGAUCGCGUGAUUCUGACAGCUGCCCACUGCUUUUACUCAGAUGCGGGAUCCGUGAACAUAGUGCGCUUGGGAGAGCUAGUUUUCGACAGCGACAAGGAUGACGCCCAGCCGGAGGACUUUGAGGUCCUCGAAACUAAGGCCCAUCCUGAUUUUAAGUACCCUGUGCUCUACAACGAUAUUGGGAUUGUGCGCUUGGAUGGAGAAAUAAGAUACAACCGAUACAAGUUGCCUGCAUGUCUGCCCUUAAGCAACGGAGACUUGGUAGCCUCCUUCACCGCCAUCGGCUGGGGUCAGAUCACAUUUUCCAGAUUCGAACAGUCCAAGGAACUGCGGAAGGUGGUGCUCAGCAACUUUGGUAGCGUGUGUGGGAGCACAACAGAUGCAAACGAAGAUAUUCCCCAAGGAUAUAGGGCGGACUCCCAGUUGUGUGUUGGAUCGCCGGAUCAUAAGGACACUUGCAAUGGCGACUCGGGAGGAGCUCUGCUGAUUCCCUUCAAGGGAGACGGGUGCGAGUUUCAAAUUAUGGGCAUCACCUCAGUGGGCAUUGCCUGCGAUACUCCAAACACUCCCAGUUUGUACACCAGGGUUCAUUUCUUUCAGGAUUGGAUUAAAAAAGAAUUGUACAAUGUUGAUUCCUAGAUAACAAACUAAAGAAAGCAGCUUUAAGUUCUCUUGUUUUUACGUUUUAUUUGUUUUGUGUGGUUCCGCUAUGUGUGAUUUCGUUUUUGCAUUUUGUUUUACAAUUAUAAUUUUACAAUAGUCUCAACUAAAUAAAUAAUAACAAUUUAUAAAUAUAA